Dreissena polymorpha is the source of this 3997-nucleotide messenger RNA. RefSeq names its product adhesion G protein-coupled receptor L2-like. Gene Ontology annotation, cellular component: membrane. The coding region runs from base 671 to 2911 and encodes 746 amino acids. The record is from RefSeq and is a predicted model, not a curated record. The transcript has 22 exons. NCBI's taxonomy places the organism in Eukaryota, Metazoa, Mollusca, Bivalvia, Myida, Dreissenidae. Gene Ontology annotation, molecular function: G protein-coupled receptor activity. Gene Ontology annotation, biological process: cell surface receptor signaling pathway; adenylate cyclase-activating G protein-coupled receptor signaling pathway.
CGUGCAGAAACCUCUUAAAAGCAAAAUAACAAGUCAGCUGUUAUUGAAAUGGUGGGUGGGGUUAGAGCUACGCAAAGAAAACUUGGACGAAGAAAUACGAUCCUCUUGGACAUGGGUGGAUGGAACAUCGCACAUCCGGGGACUUCCGCAUUGGGCCCCUGGUGAACCCAAUGGCGCAAGGUCCACUUCCGCUGCUGAGGACUGCGUAGCCCUGGACUAUCAGACUUAUAUCAGAGACGAUGACUGCAAAAGAAGCUUGCCUUACAUAUGCGAGCAGAACAGAGUGUCACCAAAGCCGAGCACAGAUUCUCCAACCACGACCACAGCAUCUACGUCAACCUCAACUGCAGGUGAUGUCCAUUCUAUCACAUCCGGAUAUCAGAGGAAUACAUCUACUUUCAAUCCGGGAAAUAAACAAACUGAGAGACCGGGAAAUCGAGAGACACCGGCAAGUAAACCGACCAAUUCUCCGGGACAUGCAACAACAGAGAAUCCGCGAAGUACACCAACAGACAAUACGGGGAAUAAACAUACAGAUAAUCCGGGAAAUAAGCCAACGGAUAACCCGAGAAAUAAAACAACUGACCAUCCGGGAACUAAACCAACAGCUCAUCCAGGAAAUAAUUCCACUGACAAUCCGGGUAAUAAACCAACCAAUAAUGCAGACAGCAUGAAACCGGAAACUACAACUGUGAAAUCCAACGGAAAGCCUGAUGAUACCGAGCAAGAAAACGACCUUUUUCAGGGAUGUUACAGUGUGAACUACGAAGGGACAUGCCCGCCGGUGUCGGCAUUCGGAAUAUCCUGGCCCCGGGGCGAGGCAGGCCGCGUGGUGACAGUGCCGUGCGAAAACGGAGAGGCCACCUGGCGGUGCUCGCGAUCCCCGGUGGUGUGUUGGCGAGAGGAACCCAAUGUCCGGCAGUGUACCAGCGACACUAUCCGAAAACUUACAACCAAAAUGGACGAAUUCCUGUCGAAUACAGCAAACGCCGACGCCGCGGUGGCGUUCACGGAGACUCUGGCGACGGUAUCGGCGGCCCCGGGUGCCAUGUCGGAGCAGGACCUCUACCAGUCCACAGUUCUCAUGCAGGCGGCGGCGCAGGCACGCCCAGGAAACGCAUCUCAGGCUAAAGCUAUAAUCAUGAACGUCUUAAAAUUCGGUAACAACUUGGUGGCCGAAGACAAGCGGGCGAGUUGGUCAUCCAUGGAAGCAGGAAACCAGCGGACCGUUGCCGCAUCUCUUGUGCGCUCUGUGGAGAACGUUACCAUGGCAAUGUUGGAGGCGUACCAGGAACCGGGCGUGGACAAAAUCAGGGAUACAAAUAUGGGUGUUGAGCUGCACGUGGUGUCUGUGGACCACUUCCUGCCACCAAGCACCGUACAGUACCAAGGCGGCGAGAACGCAUUCGCCGUUCCGUGGGAAAACUUGGCAGCUUUCACGAAAGACGGUCUAGCAAAGCUCGUCUUCAUCGAGUACACCAACAUCGAUGAAUUGCUAAAGCCGGAAGUGAUGUCAUCGGGAGACCAAUUUGAGAAACGCGUGAUCAGUCACGUAGUGAGCGCCGCCAUCAGAGGCAAGCCACCAGGGACGCAACUACAGAAGCCCGUCACGUUCACAUUCAAAACGGAAAAUAGAGGAAAUGGUGCGCCAUACGAUCAACAAUGUUCGUUUUGGAAUUUCAGUAUUGGGUUUUCAGGGGGCUGGUCUCAAAAGGGGUGUGUCCUGGACAAGUAUAACUCCACCCACACAACAUGCCGCUGUGAUCACAUGACCAACUUCGCCAUCCUCAUGGAUAUACACAGCACUAAGAUAUCAGAUGUUCACGUGAUGACCCUCUCUUACAUCACCUACGUUGGCAUCAUCAUCUCAGUCGUCUGCUGUUUCCUCAGCUGGCUUACCUUCGUCUGCUUAAGUUGUCGCUGUGUUCGUGGAUAUCGGGGCAGUAACGAAGACCGGGGGAACAGCGCGGGAAGCUAUUACGGCGGUUCGGCCGCCUCUCGUUCAGUGCAGAGUGAGAGAAACUCAAUCCACAAGCACCUUGUAUUCACCAUCUUUGUCGCAGAGAUCCUUUUCCUUGCGGGGAUAGAAAGGACAGAGCCAAAGAUCGCGUGUUCCAUCAUCGCUGGGUUCCUGCACUUUUUCUUCCUGUCCAGUUUUUGUUGGAUGUUCGUGGAAGGAAUCCAUAUCCUCUUCAUGCUGGUGCAGGUGUUUGACGCCGCCAAGUCUCGGAUGAAGUAUUACUACCUUCUUGGCUAUGGCGUCCCAACUUUGAUUGUUGGAAUCUCCGCUUUGGUGCGCUACGAGGGAUAUGGGACUCCGAGAUACUGCUGGUUGACGACAGAGCGAUGGUUCAUCUGGAGUUUUGCUGGACCUGUGGCAUUCAUAUUGCUAGUAAAUCUGAUGAUUCUCAUCUACGCAAUGUCUGCAGUGUGCAAGCAUGCAGAGUAUGUGUUCACCAAAGAAAAAACACCAACUGGUAAUCUCAAGAUUGUAGAGCUGCCAUCAUUCGUGGUUCAAAUGAAGGAACACGUGGAACAACACAAAGCCUGGAUCCAGGGGGCGCUUGCUCUAGAAGUGCUUCUAGGUCUAACGUGGGUGUUUGGGUAUUUCUACAUCAGCGAGGCCGCCCUUCCUAUGGCCUAUCUGUUCACCAUCUUCAACAGUCUUCAGGGUCUUUUCAUCUUCGUCUUCCACUGUAUUCUCAAUAAAAAGGUUCGCAAAGAAUACCGGCGGUUCAUAGAUUACCCCAGGCGGCCACAUUCCAGUGGUACUCACUCAUCCAGAGCCAAUGGUUCCGGGCCCAGUAAUACUCUCCAUUUAGCGGCGCCAGCGCGGAAACACUCUGGACCCGGCUACAUGGAUAUAGCUAAGUCUGCAGAUAGCAGACGACAAUCGUCAACCGAUGCAUGAGACCGGAACCAAUUGGAUGGCAUUAUGAUAAAUCGAUUAACAGGAACUGGUUAUAUAACGUCACAUAUAUGGUGCCAUGUUGCGAUAACACGAGGAAUCGGAAUCUACAAAUUUGAAAGUUUACGAUGAUACACGAGGAUGUGAUGAUUAUUGUUUUCUGCAAUUAGUGAAUCGCUGACUUUCAUCUUAGAGAAACUCAUGACUGAAAAACGAAGCCUAACACUUGGUGAUUGAUAUGUGUACCAAACGUGCAUACUGCUAUGUUCUUAAAUUAAUUAUGAAGGGACUAACUAAUUUCAUUUCUGACAGUGAAAUGUAUGAAGCACAGUAACAUUUAAAUAUCAUCAUUAACAUCUGAACCUGUCAUUACAUGUAAGUUAAGACAGUACAGAUGAUAGUGGCCUGAUAAAUUUUUUGAACAUGAUAUUGGACAAUUUUGAAUAGGACUCACUGCAGUAAUGAAUGUGCCACUUGUUAAAUCCAGUAAAUACUUUUGACAUAAUAAGUCACUUUAAAGUAUCUAGUGCUUAUAUGUGUAGCGCAACAAAUGUCUCUAUCGAUGUAUUUAAUGGUUUAUAGAUGUACAGACGUAAACAAGUUGUAUUUUUGCCACUAUCCCGACCAUGUUUAGUUUUUGAUCACUUAACUUUAACAUAUACAUAAAAUAUUCUGCAAAGGAACGCAAACUUUUUCGGUAAUCUAACCAUUUUAUUAAAUGUGGUGUGUAUAGAAGAAACAUACAAACAAGGAAAGUUUGAUCGAUUUAUCUAUUUUUGGAUAUGUACGUGGAAACAUACAACAUAUAUGUUGUGCCUUUUUGCGAUUGAAUUAAACGAACGUAUAUCCAAACUUUUAUUUUCUUACUAUUUCCAAGUAUUUAUUUAUUAUUUAGUCUUUUUAAAACCUACUUGUUGAUUAUUGGUGUGUUCAUGGUUGAUAACUGAAACAUGUAUGCUCUAUGUUCUUUUUAAUUACAUUAGCAUGUCUUUAUGUACAAAUAAUGUUACACACUAGUUGCAAUAUAAAUAUGACAUUUGUUCAAUGUGCACGUAUCUUGCCCCAUGCCAAAUAAAUCCAUGACACAUU